AUGGAGGAGGCCGUGGAGGACAUCGUCAUCGCCGGCGCGGGCCUCGCCGGCCUCGCCACGGCGCUCGGGAAGGGGGUGAGGUGCCUGGUGCUGGAAUCGUCGCCGGCGCUGCGCGCGUCGGGGUUCGCGUUCACGACGUGGACCAACGCCUUCCGCGCCCUCGACGCCCUCGGCGUUGGGGACAAGAUCCGGGAGCACCAUCUGCUCCACGAGCGGAUGAUUGCCUUCUCUGCAGCUACUGGUGAAGCUGCUACAGAAGUAAGCUUAAAGAUUCAGGGCAAAAGCGGGCCACAGGAAAUCCGGUGCGUGAAGCGGGACUUCCUGCUGCAGACGCUCGCGAACGAGCUGCCCGAGGGCACCAUCAGGUACUCGUCCAAGGUUGCGGCCAUGGAGGAAGACGGCAGCGUGAAGACCCUGCACUUGGCAGAUGGUUCCAUCAUAAAGGCCAAGGUCGUGAUAGGGUGCGACGGCGUGAACUCGGUGGUGGCGAAAUGGCUGGGCCUGCCGAAGCCGGUCCUCUCGGGCCGCUGGGCCAUCAGGGGCCUCGCCGAGUACCCGGCGGGCCACGGCUUCGGCCCCGAGAUCCUGCAGUUCAUCGGCCACGGCUUGCGCUACGGCGUGCUGCCCUGCUCCGACACCUCCGUCUACUGGGGCUACACCUGGUGCCCUUCCCCGGCAGACGGGGACGCCGAGGAGAGCGUGGCCAAGAUGCGGAGCCACGUGGUGGCCAAGCUGCGGGGCGCCAAGAUCCCGGCGGAGGCGCUGGAGGUGAUCGAGCGGAGCGAGAUGAACGACGUGGCGUCGUCGCCGCUGCGGUUCCGGUCCCCGCUGGCGCUGGUCCGCGGCAGCAUCAGCCGGGGCGGCGUGUGCGUGGCGGGCGACGCGCUGCACCCGAUGACGCCGGAGCUCGGGCAGGGCGGGUGCGCCGCGCUCGAGGACGGCGUCGUCCUGGCCCGGUGCCUGGGUGAGGCCUUCGCCGUCGCCCGCUUCGGCAGCCACGACCAGGAUCAGGAGGGGCGGGUCGUCAAGGCGGCGCUGGAGAAGUACGCGGAGGCGAGGCGGUGGCGCAGCAUCCAGCUGAUCACUGCCGCCUACGUCGUCGGCUUCAUCCAGCAGAGCAACAACGCCGUGGUCAGGUUCGUCAGGGACAGGUUCCUGGCUGGACUGUUGGCCAAGACGCUAGUCGCCAUGGCGGACUACGACUGUGGCACGCUAUGA
This is a messenger RNA of Miscanthus lutarioriparius, 1218 nucleotides long. The record is from the annotation of a GenBank genome assembly. NCBI's taxonomy places the organism in Eukaryota, Viridiplantae, Streptophyta, Magnoliopsida, Poales, Poaceae.